UGUGUAUAUAUAGGUUUAUUACGGUGCACUAAAAGAUAUCCAUAAACAAAAACAAAACGAAACAAAAAAAAGAUGGGAGAAGUCGUCCCUAUUAACCAACACAAUGAAUGGAGUUGGGAAGAAAACAUGCAAUUUGAAGAAUGUCUUGCAUCGGAUCACUUUAACACCAUCGAAGACGAGUCAACUCGGUGGCAAGCUAUUUCCGACCACCUCGGAGGGAGGAAAACACCGAAAGAGGUCGAAAUUCAGUACCAGAAACUUGUUUGUGACAUCGAAAAUAUUGAAAACGGUGAAUUUGACCACCAAUUCACGGACUUAAACAACUCAGUCGAUAGUUACAUUGUCCCAACACCUCCGACGAUCACUCAAUGGAGUGAUGAUGAACACAAGAUGUUUUUGGUUGGGUUGGAAAUAUAUGAUAAGGGUGAUUGGAAAAGCAUUUCAAGGAAUAUGGUGAAAACAAGAAAUCCAACGCAGGUGGCUAGCCAUGCCCAGAAAUACUAUAUUCGUAAGGGUACAGAGAAUAAGGGAAAGAGAGGUAGCAUCCAUGACACUUCUAAAGUUACUGAUGAGCUCGUGAAUGAACUCAUACAGAAAGGGCUAAUUACUCCUGAUAUAUUGAAUGAUCUUAAUAAAGCUCGUACUAAUCGACUCCAUAAACAAUAUGAAUACACGUCUACUUCUCUAAACCAACUUCAAGUUCCGGUGGCAGGGGUACCUGAAGUACCUCAUCAACUUCAAACCCGAGUGCAUGAGCAACUUCAAGCCCGGGUGGAAGAGCCCGAGCAAAUUCAAGCCCCAGUGACAGUACCUGAAGUAUUUGAGCAGUUUCAAGGCCCGGAGAUAGGACCUGAAGUAUUUUAUGAUGCUACUCUAAACCAAUUUCAAACUACAAUGACAGUACCUAAAGUAUACUACUACGAUGAACAAGUGAACAACAUUAAUGUUACUUACAAUGAACUUCAAACUUUGAUGGCGCCUGAAGUAGUAUAUCAUGAACAAGUGAAUCAAUACAGUCCUUAGAACCAGUUUCAGUACCCUUCUCAGAACAUUCAUCGGGCGGGGCAACAGAUUUCAAGGACAAAUUUAAAUCCAGAGAGAGAUUAGCGAUUCUACAUACUUCGUAUCAAAUUAUUUCUAAGUAAAUGUUUCUGUCAAUCUGUUUUUAGUUUUCUUGCAAAACAAGUAGGCAAUGUUUUUAGUUCUUAAUUUCUACUCAUUUGUGUCGUAGAUAUUAUCUUAUCAGAAAUGAAUGUAUAGACAAAGUUGUAGAACAAAAAUUAGUUAAAACGACAAAUAUCGUGCUAAAUUUACAGGUGAGUUAUAGAAUCUCACCAUGAGUAAUAUGAUCGUGUUACAAGUUUUACGACGCAAAUAUUUUCACGCCUUUCUGGACGGCUUUUGUUUUAUCGAAGAUAUUAAAUUUGUUAGGGAAACAUAUAUCAA
Molecule: messenger RNA, 1446 nt
Organism: Spinacia oleracea (spinach)
Lineage: Eukaryota; Viridiplantae; Streptophyta; Magnoliopsida; Caryophyllales; Amaranthaceae
Product: transcription factor DIVARICATA-like
Exons: 3
Coding region: 73-1023 (316 amino acids)
Molecular function (GO): DNA binding
Source: RefSeq, a predicted model, not a curated record